AUGUAGCUAGGUUCGGCCGAAGUGCCAUCCAUGGAUCCAAGGGUGGGGUGGACAAUUGAUGAUACUCACUCUCGGCGCGCAAAGGAAGCCCACAACAGUGUUGAUUUCGGUUGCGCACCGACGACAUCGAGGAUUUGCAUAUAAAUAUCCACAUACACGUAAUGGCACUUCCAGUAGGAGAAUAGUUUUUAAGGGUGGAUCACUUCCACUUAAUCAAAGGGACUCUUCAAGCUCUAAAGUGAUAAUUGAUCGGUUGUUAUUGUUAAGAAAAAUAUUAAGUGUAAGAAUAAAAUGAAAUCCAUUAUUGUAAUAAGUGCAUUGGUGUUGGUAUGUGCCUACGGAGCUCCUCAAGGACCAGAUGUGGAGCCAAUUCCCAUUAUACGACAGGAGCAAGAGGUGAAUCCGGAUGGCUCAUAUCGGUGGAGCUAUGAGACCGGCAAUGGCAUUACUGCAGAAGAGCAAGGUUUUCUAAAAAAUGCCGGCUCCGAACAAGAAGCACAGGUUGCGCAAGGUGAAUACUCGUACACGGCACCGGACGGCCAGCUGAUCAGGGUGCAGUACAUAGCCGAUGAGAACGGAUUCCAGCCAAUCGGUGAUCACCUGCCGACUCCACCUCCCAUCCCACCGGCAAUCCAAAGGGCACUGGAAUACCUGGCCAGUCAGCCACCCAGUGAUUCUCGAAGGUUCUAGACUCUAAAAAACAGUCAUGCCAUUUCUAUUUCUAUUUUCUCGAAAACUAUUUUAAAACUUUAUAAUGAAAUGUUACAUAAAUUCUUUUGUUUGUGAAUAAAGUGUAAAGAAAUUUUAA
This is a messenger RNA of Aedes aegypti (yellow fever mosquito), 808 nucleotides long. Its product is annotated as endocuticle structural glycoprotein SgAbd-8. The record is from RefSeq and is a predicted model, not a curated record. Bases 292 to 690 code for a protein of 132 amino acids. Lineage: Eukaryota; Metazoa; Arthropoda; Insecta; Diptera; Culicidae. The transcript has 3 exons. Gene Ontology annotation, molecular function: structural constituent of chitin-based larval cuticle. Gene Ontology annotation, cellular component: chitin-based extracellular matrix.